Messenger RNA from Rotaria sp. Silwood2, 771 nucleotides. The record is from the annotation of a GenBank genome assembly. NCBI's taxonomy places the organism in Eukaryota, Metazoa, Rotifera, Eurotatoria, Philodinida, Philodinidae.
AUGAACAGCAACAGCAACGUGCUCGGUCUCGUUUCCUUUAUCGUCUCCGACAAAAGAAAAAAAAAUCGUCUUCAGCAUGGUCCGUUUCCCAUUUAUCAUCAGCAACAACACGCAAAUCGAACAAAACAUCUUCAUCAACAGCAAAAACAAUCUGCAGCUACUCAACAUACGUAUGAUCUACUAAAAAAUGGAAAUAAAUUAAUUACAGCAAUCGUCGGAUCGUCAUUAGCUAGAAAUAUUUCGGUGAAACAGAUAGAAGGUGAAAGUGAAACAGGUGAGGUACGUCUCCGUUUUAAAUCAGGAAGUGACUGUGCUGAAUCAUCAGCUUGGUUAAAAACACAUGAAGGUCGAAUGUUCAUGCACAACGUGCAUCACUUGAUAUUUAUUAUUGGUACAAAUGAUCUCCAUAGGGUAGACGCUGAUGAAACUGUUCGACGUACUGGAUAUACAAUUCAAUCGGUUCGAUAUUUGUAUCCUGGCAUAGAUAUAAUUUGGCAAAUGCUGCAACAAAGAACUCGAAAGACUUGGUUAUUACCCGAAGGUCAACCAGUGUUGAAUGAUAUUAGACGUUGUAAUAUACAACUAGCUCAAUUAGCAUCUGAAAUGAAAUUUGACAUAAUUCAGCCAGAUAUUCCAAUUGGGUGCAUGUUUGAUGGUCUCCAUCCUUCAGCACAAGGUGUCGCAAUGAUGGAAAAAACAAUUUCCAAUUAUUUAAAAACAAAAAAAAAUGAUAUAAUCUUCUUCGUUUUCACAACUUUCUUCUGUCUCUGA